Messenger RNA from Neltuma alba, 543 nucleotides. RefSeq names its product probable aspartic protease At2g35615. Lineage: Eukaryota; Viridiplantae; Streptophyta; Magnoliopsida; Fabales; Fabaceae. The transcript has a single exon. The coding region runs from base 1 to 543 and encodes 180 amino acids. The record is from RefSeq and is a predicted model, not a curated record. Gene Ontology annotation, cellular component: extracellular region.
AUGACCCACUCGGAGGGCGUUCGAAACGCUGCGUUGUGUUUCCUGGCUCGAGUCAAUCGUUUUCGCCAAUCUUCUUCCAAAAAUGCAGCUGAAAUAAGCGAGCAGCUGGCUCAAACUGAUAUAAUCCCAAACCAUGGAAGCUAUCUUAUGAAGAUCUUCAUUGGUAGCCCACCUGUAGAAAGAUGGAGUGUUGCAGACACAGGAAGCGACCUGAUCUGUGUCCAGUGCUCACCUUGUUUUCAAUGCUACCAUCAAGAUGUCUCAUCGUUUGAUCCCACAAAAUCUUCCACUUACAAGUCUCGGUCUUGCGGCUCAAGCAACUGUGCUCUUGUCCCUCAGCGUCAACAUAAACGCGGAAACUCAAAUCAGUGUUUGUACAUUUACUUAUAUGGAGAUCAGUCUUACACGUUGAGAGAUUUGGCCACAGAUUCGAUCGGUUUUGGUACUAGUGAUGGCCAAUCUGUUUCGUUCCCUAAGUCAGUCUUUGGAUGUGGACAUGGGAAUCUGGGGAAGUUCAAUAGCACAUGGCAGGACUUGGACUAG